AUGGCGUUGAAUAUUCAGGAUUUGGUCAAGGCGGAGUUGGUUUUGCACGGCGGGGAGCGCUUCCCCGGCUACUCCUUCGGCCACGAGGAGAGCAUCGCGGGCGAGGUGGUCUUCUCGACCGGGAUGGUCGGCUACCCCGAGAGCCUCACGGACCCGUCCUACCAGGGCCAAAUCCUCGUCCUGACGACGCCGAUGGUGGGAAACUACGGGGUCCCCCCGGUUGAGGAGGAUUGUUUUGGCCUGACGAAGUAUUUCGAGAGCUUCCACGGCAAAAUUCACGUGAGUGGGGUGUUGGUUCAGCAAUACUGCGAGGACCCGGAUCAUUGGGAGUCGUGCGAGAACCUCUCGCGCUGGCUUCGGCGGCAUCGCAUCCCGGGCAUGAUGAUGGUGGACACCCGCAGUAUCGUCCUCCGCCUGCGCGAGAUGGGGACGGCGCUGGGGAAGUUGAUCAUCAACGCCCAGGACGUCCCUUUUAUCGACCCCAACACCCGCAAUCUCGUGGCGGAGGUCAGCACCCGCACCCGCGCGACGUACGGCCACGGCACGUUGAUUAUCCUCGUGAUCGACAUGGGCGUGAAGUUGAAUUCCCUGCGGUGUUUGCUCAAGUACGACGUCACCCUCGUGGUGGUCCCGCACGAUUGGGAUAUCACCACGGAGGUGUAUGAUGGGCUGUUCAUCAGCAAUGGCCCGGGGAACCCGCAGCUCUGCACGACGACGAUUCGCAACGUCCGCUGGGCCCUUCAGCAGACGAAGCCGAUCUUUGGGAUUUGCAUGGGGAAUCAGAUGCUCGCCCUCGCGGCGGGCGGGAUGACCUACAAGAUGAAGUACGGCCACCGCGGGCAAAACCAGCCCUGCAAGUGCAGCGUCGAUGGCAAGGUCGUCAUCACGACGCAGAACCACGGCUUCGCCGUGGAUUUUAAGUCGAUGCCGCAGAACGAAUGGCUGGAGUACUUCACGAAUUCGAACGAUUUCAGCAAUGAGGGGUUGAUUCACCGCACGAAGCCGUUUUUCAGCACGCAAUUCCACCCCGAAGGGCGGUGUGGGCCGCAGGACACCGCCUACCUCUUCCGCGAGUUCGUCGAGAAGGUCAAGGCCUCGAAGGUGAAGGAGAUGGCGACCUACAAGCCGAGCAAAGUCCUCGUGCUCGGGGCGGGAGGGAUCGUCAUCGCGCAGGCCGGGGAGUUCGACUACAGCGGCUCGCAAUGCCUGAAAUCCCUCCGCGAGGAAGGCGUCGAGACGGUUUUGAUUAAUCCCAACAUCGCGACCGUCCAGACCGACGACGAGAUGGCCGACCACAUCUACUUCGUCCCGCUCACGCCGGAGGCGGUCGAGGUCGUGAUCGAAAAGGAGCGGCCGGACAGUAUUAUGCUCGGCUGGGGCGGGCAAACCGCGCUGAACUGCGGCCUCGAGCUCGAUCGGCGGGGGGUUUUGCAGAAGUACAACAUCCAAGUCCUCGGGACGCCCAUCUCGGUCAUCGCGAUCACGGAGGACCGCGAGCUGUUUCGCGAUUCCCUGCUUCAGAUCGACGAGCACGUGGCGAAGUCGAUCGCGGUGACGUCGAUGGCGGGCGUGGCGGCCGCCGCGGAGGCGAUCGGCUUCCCGAUGAUGGUCCGCGCGGCCUUCUGCCUGGGCGGGCAGGGCAGCGGCAUCGUCCACAACGCGCGCGAGCUCCACGCGAAGGUCCAAACCGCCCUCGCGAUCGCCCCCCAGGUCCUGCUCGAGCAGAGCGUCGCGGGCUGGAAGGAGAUCGAGUACGAGGUGGUGCGGGAUAUCUACGAUAACUGCGUGACGGUGUGUAAUAUGGAGAAUUUCGACCCCAUGGGCAUCCACACCGGCGAAUCCAUCGUCGUGGCCCCCUCCCAGACCCUCUCCAACGACGAGUUCCACCUGCUGCGGAGCGCCUCCAUCAAGAUCAUCCGCCACCUCGGGAUUGUCGGGGAGUGCAAUAUUCAGUACGCCCUGGAGCCGAACUCCUGCCGCUACGUCGUGAUCGAGGUCAACGCGCGGCUCUCGCGGUCCUCGUCGCUGGCCUCGAAGGCGACAGGCUACCCGCUCGCCCACGUCGCCGCGAAGAUCGCGCUCGGCAAGGCCCUCUUUGAGAUCAAAAACGGGGUCACGAAGAGCACCGUGGCGUGUUUCGAGCCGAGUUUGGACUACAUCGCGGUCAAAGUCCCGCGCUGGGACCUGUCGAAGUUCAACCUCGUCAGCGAGGCCAUCGGCUCCGUCAUGAAGAGCGUCGGCGAGGUCAUGGCGAUCGGCCGCACCUUCGAGGAGGCGAUCCAGAAAGCCCUGCGGAUGGUCAACCCGGAGUACCUCGGCUUCGAGAUCCCGAAGCGCUUCGAGGCCCCGGGGUGGGAUUACCUCGCGCAGCUCGCGCAGCCCACGCCGUACCGCAUCUUUGCGCUUUGCCGGGCCCUCCAAGAGGGCCACACCGUCGCCGACCUCCACGCGCGGACCGGCAUCACCAAAUUCUUCCUUUCCAAGCUCGACCACCUCGUCAAACUCCGCCGGGCGACCGUGCAGGGCUACCGCGACCGCCUGGCGACGAUGCCCCGCGCGGUGCUGUGGAAUUUGAAGGCCCACGGCUUCAGCGAUCUGCAGUUGGCGGGGUAUUUAUGCACCUCGCACGAGGAAAUCCGCGCGCGGCGCCUGGCCUUGGGGGUGAUGCCUUUCGUCAAGCAAAUCGACACCGUCGCCGGGGAGUACCCGGCGGUGCAGUGUUGUUAUUUAUACACCACCUACAACGCCGAGUUCGACGACGUGGACUUUGGCGAGCGGUUUUACGCCGUUUUGGGCUGUGGGGUCUACCGCAUCGGGAACAGCGUCGAGUUCGACUACGCCGGGGUUCUCGUCGUGCGGGAGCUUCGCCGGCUCGGGAAUCGGGUGAUGAUGUUGAAUUCCAACCCCGAGACCGUCUCCACCGACUACGACGAGUGCGAUCGGCUGUACUUUGACGAGGUCAGCGAGGAGGUUGUGCUGGAUAUCUUCCACAAGGAGCGCGUGAAAGGCGUGGUGAUCUCGCUGGGAGGCCAAAUCGUGCAGAACAUGGCGCUUCGGCUCAAGGCGCACGGCCUGCCGAUCCUCGGGACCGACCCCGCCAACAUCGACUGCGCCGAGGACCGCUCGAAGUUCUCGCAGAUGUGCGAUGACCUCGGCGUCCCGCAGCCGGAGUGGGUCUCCGCGGUGUCGAUCCCGCAGGUCUUGGCCUUCUGCGAGCGCGUGGGCUACCCGACGUUGGUGCGGCCGAGUUAUGUCUUGAGCGGCUCCGCCAUCGCCGUCAUUGCGAACGCCGCGGACGCCGAGAAUUACCUGCGCGAGGCUUCUUUGGUUUCCGGGGUUCACCCCGUGGUGGUGAGCAAAUAUUACGAGGAGGCGAUGGAGUACGACGUCGACAUCGUGGCCCACCACGGGCGGGUGCUUUGCUAUGCGAUCUGCGAGCACGUCGAGCAGGCCGGCGUGCACUCCGGCGACGCCACGAUGUUCCUGCCCCCGCAGAACACCGACAAGGAGACGAUGAAGAAGAUCUACGACUCGACGAUCCGCAUCGCGGAGCGGCUGGACGUCGUGGGGCCGCUCAACCUCCAGUUCCUGCUCACCCGCGAGAAGCAGCUCCGCGUGAUCGAGGCGAACGUGCGCAGCUCCCGCUCCGUCCCCUUCGUCUCCAAGGCGCUCGGGAUUUCCUUUCCGGAGAUGAUGGUCUCGGCCUUUCUUGCGCGGAAGGAGCAGGACUUGGUCCCGAUCAAGCGCGCGAAGAUGACCCACAUCGGCUGCAAGGCGUCGGUCUUCAGCUUCAACCGGCUCGCCGGGGCGGACCCGAUCGUGGGGGUGGAGAUGACGUCCACCGGGGAGGUGGGGGUUUUCGGCCGCGACCCUCACGAAGUUUUUUUGAAGGCGAUGAGCGCCCAGAACGUGGCGAUGCCGCGGCGCGGCGUCUUCUUCGCCUGCGAGGACGCCGCGAAGGAGGAGGGGCUGGCCCGCGCGUUGUCGGAGCUCGCCCCGCGGCUGCGGAUUUACUGCGCGGGGCGGAACAGCGCGACGCUUCGGCGGCUCGGCAUCCCGCACGCCGUGGUGGCCCAGCGGGACGAGGCGGGGAACUUCGGCGACGACGUCCCGCUCUACGACGACGCCGUCGCGCGGAAGGAGUUGUUCGACUUCGUGAUCCAAAUUCGGGAUCGCCGGGCGGAUUUUAUGCUGCGCCGGUGCACGGCGGCGACGGCGCCGCCCGGGUAUUGGGUCCGCCGCCUCGCCGUCGACUACAACAUCCCGCUGCUGACGGAGGCGCCGCUGGUGCGGUGGUUUUGCGCGGCCUAUGCGAAGUUCGUCGACCGCCUCGACAUCCAGCCCUUCCGCGACUACGUCCCGAAGAUUUAUCACCGCAUCGAGAACAACAACUACGCCGUGUUGAGCGCGCACAAAGUCGGGCUGAUGAUCGCGGACAACAACCUCAGCCGCGUCCUGGCGGUGCGGCUCGGGCAGGAGAACAUCGACCUCACCUGCUUCCACGCCUACCUCGGCGGCAACAUCGAGGACGACUUCGAGCGGUCGUUUGACGGGCUCAAGGCGCCGGUCGCGAUUGUCGACCUCCGGUCCGAGAUCGCCGACGGCGCGUUCGAGUUAAUCACCUGCCAGUCCGCCGACGAGCGGCGGAAUUGGCAUCUGAGCAAACUCGCCUGGCAUAUUAUUGGGAAACGUUUAUUAACGGAGAUGCGGGAGCGGCGAAUCACCGUCGUCGCGCAGGUCUCCAGCCACGAGAACAAAGUCGCGCGGGUCGAGCAGUACGUCAAGUUGUACGCCCCGAUGAUGGGCGUCUACAACGCCUGGCGCGACACGCGGCUCAUGGAGGACUGCCGCAGCGAGGCCGAGCAGCUCGCGAUCCUUCGCCAGGCCGGGAUGCCGCCCAGCCGGCGAACGGACGGGCUCGUCCACAGCUCCGUCUGCGGGAAUACCUAUUACUUCCACAAGCGCGGCCCCACCGAAGGGGAAACGAGCCCCGGGGGGUGGCCGGAGCCGCGGUUCGCGCGGGAGAUCGCCGCCCACGACGGCGCGCCGGAGUUCGUUUCGCUGCACUUCCGCGCCGCGCGGUGCGUCGGGAUCAACGGCGUCGACGUCGCCCCGCUGUUGGCCCUGCAGAUGGCGAACGAGAUCGCGGCGCGGAACGGGGUCGGGGUGGUGUGCACCGACGCCGCGAUGUUCGAGGCCCCCGGGAUGAAUUUGCUCUCCCAGGGCCUGAAAUUUCUGUACGAGGUCUAUUUUAACCCCCACACGGAGGAGAUUUUUACGACCUAUUCCCGCCUGGUCGCCCAAGGGCUCGCGCUCGGGCAGUACUCGGAGCUUUACACCCAAUCCGCCGUGGAGGCGAUUCGGUUCCUGACCGCCAACGUCGCCGGGGUCGUCGAGCUGGAGCUGAACCAGGGCGAGGUGAUCUUCCUGAAGCUCUCCAAAGUCGCCCUGCCGGCGACCCGGCGAAUCGCGCGGAUGAUGUCCGCCGAGGGCGACGACGAGAUCUUCCAGCCGGGCAAUGGCUCCUUCAGCGAUAUCCAGUGGUAG
This is a messenger RNA of Phytomonas sp. Hart1, 5547 nucleotides long. Lineage: Eukaryota; Euglenozoa; Kinetoplastea; Trypanosomatida; Trypanosomatidae. The record is from the annotation of a GenBank genome assembly.